AUGUAUUUCAGGGAGAAUAGGGCUCGGGAAGCGCAACGUCAAACAGAUAGCAACUCGACGAGCUUAAUGCUUGUCGUAAUUGUUAGCAUAUUUCUAAUUGUUAAUCUUCCACAAGCACUCUUCAUGGGACUUCUCUGCGUGUGCACCACAUUCGGGAUAUCGCUCAAAUUACUUGAAGGAAUUUUUCCGACAGCCUUUUUGCUUGCAAACAAUAUGCUCGUCAUGGCGACCUAUCCAGUUAAUUUUGGCAUCUACUGCUUCAUGUCGAGCAGUUUUCGGCGCACUUUUAAAACGCUUUUCAGCAGGUUCAUUGGAAAACUUCCGGAUUUCACUUCGUAUGCUCACUUCACUAGGUUAUCAGUCAAAAGGCGCAUGGAUUGCAAUACAUUGGAGUACAAAUCCGAUGAAGCAAGUGCGUACGAUAUGGCUGUUUCGGCAUAUGGCGUUAUUGGUGUUGAUUCUAAAGAUACUAUUUUCUUGUAA
Gongylonema pulchrum is the source of this 483-nucleotide messenger RNA. The record is from the annotation of a GenBank genome assembly. NCBI's taxonomy places the organism in Eukaryota, Metazoa, Nematoda, Chromadorea, Rhabditida, Gongylonematidae.